Messenger RNA from Rosa rugosa (rugosa rose), 508 nucleotides. RefSeq names its product beta-amyrin 28-monooxygenase-like. The coding region runs from base 26 to 508 and encodes 160 amino acids. NCBI's taxonomy places the organism in Eukaryota, Viridiplantae, Streptophyta, Magnoliopsida, Rosales, Rosaceae. The transcript is spliced from 3 exons. The record is from RefSeq and is a predicted model, not a curated record. Gene Ontology annotation, molecular function: heme binding; oxidoreductase activity, acting on paired donors, with incorporation or reduction of molecular oxygen; monooxygenase activity. Gene Ontology annotation, biological process: sterol metabolic process.
UUAUGAUGCCGUCCUUAAAGAGCAAAUGGAGAUUGCAGAAUCAAAAGAUGAAGGAGAGUUGCUCAACUGGGGGGACAUACAAAAGAUGAAAUAUACAUGGAACGUGGUAUGUGAAGUAUUGCGAUUGCAGCCCCCAGCUAGUGGAACUUUUAGGGAGGCCAUCACCGACUUCGUCUAUGAGGGAUAUCUAAUUCCAAAAGGAAUGAAGUUACAUUGGAAUGCGUUUGCCACACAUAAGAACCCGGAAUACUUUCCAGAUCCACACAAGUUUGAGCCGUCAAGGUUUGAAGGACAAGGACCACCUCCUUUCUCGUAUGUUCCUUUUGGAGGAGGACCUCGAAUGUGUCCCGGAAAAGAAAAUGCUCGAUUCCAGAUAUUGGUUUUCAUGUAUAACCUGGUCACCAGAUUCAAGUGGGAGAUGGUUUUUCCUGAUGAGAAGAUGGUCGUGGACCCUGUUCCUUUUCCUACCCAAGGACUUCCUAUUCAUCUAUUUUCUCAUAAAUCAUAA